UUGUGCGCUUCCCCCCUCCUUCCCGUGAACUCCAGCCCCUCGCGCUCUCUGUAUCAGCCUCUCAUUCCGUCUCAAUAUGUCUCAAGAUGGCGGCCAAUGCGGGAUCGAUGUUUCAAUAUUGGAAGCGCUUUGAUUUACAGCAGCUUCAGAGAGAACUCGACACCACCGCCACAGUACUGGCCAAUCGGCAGGAUGAGAGCGAGCAGUCCAGGAAGAGUCUCAUCGACCAGAGCCGCGAGUUCAAGAAGAACACACCCGAGGAUCUGCGCAAGCAGGUUGCUCCUUUACUCAAGAGCUUCCAAGCAGAGAUUGAUGCCUUAAGCAAAAGAAGCAAAGAAGCCGAAGCCGCCUUCCUUAAUGUCUACAAGAGAUUAAUCGAUGUCCCAGACCCCGUGCCGGUGCUGGAGGUGGCUCAGCAGCUGCAGGUGAAGGUGCAGAGGAUGCACGACAUCGAGACAGAGAACCAGAAGCUGCGUGAGACACUGGAGGAGUACAACAAGGAGUUCGCCGAGGUCAAGAACCAGGAGGUCACAAUCAAAACCCUGAAGGAGAAGAUUCGGGAGUACGAGCAGUCCCUGAAGAGCCAGGCGGAGAACCUGGCCCAGGAGAAGCAGCAGCAGCUUCACAAUGACUAUGCAGAGAAGGCACGAAAGCUACAGGAGAGCAAGGAUUCCAUGGCCUCCAAACUGGACGAAGCCGACCACAAGGCCCAGUCUCUACAAACAGCACUUGAAGCUACUCAGGCAGAGCUUUUCGAUCUCAAGACCAAGUAUGACGAAGAGUCGACAGCGAAAGCGGAUGAGAUUGAGAUGGUGAUGACCGAUCUGGAGAGAGCCAAUCAGAGGGCGGACGCGGCCGAGCGGGAGGCGGAGUCUCUGCGGGAUCAGCUGACAUCAGCAAACAAAUCCCUGCAGAUGGCCACUCAGAUCCAGAAGGCCCCCGACAUGGAGCAGACUGUGGAGGUGCUGUCGCGCUCCAGCCUGGAGGCGGAGCUUAGUGCUAAAGAGCGGGAGAUCGUGCAGCUGGUGGAGGACGUGCAGAGACUGCAGGCCAGCCUGAGCAAGCUGAGAGAGAACUCAGCCAAUCAGAUCACUCAGCUGGAGCAGCAGCUCAACUCAAAGAACUCCACCCUCAAGGAGCUGGAGGAGAAGCUGCAGGAGCAGGCAGACUAUGAGGAGGUGAAGAAGGAGCUGAACAUUCUGAAGUCCAUGGAGUCGGCACCGUCAGAUGGCUCCACCGUACAGGACUCCUCCAAGCCCCUGGAGGUGCUGCUCCUGGAGAAGAACCGCAGCCUGCAGUCUGAGAACGCCUCCCUGCGCAUCGCCAACAGCGAGCUGAGCGGGGCAGCCGGGCGGGAAGGGAAAGAGGCCCCCGCAGAGAGCCAACACCGCGCCACGCCCCUCACUGCCACGCCCCGCUCUGCCACGCCCCUCUCUGCCACGCCCCCUCCCCCCUCCUCCUCUUCCUCCUCCUCCUCCUCUCAGCUCCUCCUGCGGGCGGGGCAGGGGGCGGGGCCUAACAGCACCGGCCCCUCUGACCCCGCCUCUGGCUCCAACGGCACGCGCCCGUUCUCGCCCACGGGCAUCGGGCAGGACUUUUACAGCCCCGGCCUGAGCGGGGCGGGCGCCGCCUUCCCCCUGGCGGGCAAAAUGGCCCUGAACUCGCUCCUCCACCGGCAGCUACUGCACACCUUCUACUCCAAAGCCCUGCAGGACUCCCCCCCCGCGGGCUCCCUGCUCUUCCCCCCCGCACACUACCCCCCCAGCCCCCACGGGCCGCAGCAGCCGGCCCCCAGCCCCGAGGCCAACGGCGCGGCGGCCUCCCCCAGCGCCUCGGAGGGGGCGGGCAGCGCCUCGGACGGCGAGGACAUGGACACGGCCGAGAUCGCGCGGCAGGUGAAGGAGCAGCUGAUCAAGCACAACAUCGGCCAGCGCGUCUUCGGCCACUACGUGCUCGGCCUAUCACAGGGCUCCGUCAGCGAGAUCCUGGCCCGGCCCAAGCCCUGGACCAAGCUCACUGUCCGCGGGAAGGAGCCCUUCCACAAGAUGCGCCACUUCCUGUCCGACGAGCAGAACAUCCUGGCGCUGCGCAGCAUCCAGGGCCGGCAGAGAGAGAGCCCCGGCCACGCCCUCAACAGGGCCGCUCAGGAGGGCCCCAAACGGAGGAGCGGCUCGGACAGCUCCUCGCGGCCAGGUAACAUCACCACUAGAAUCCGUACGCCUGAGAGCGGCUCGGACGAGGCCAUCAAGUCCAUCCUGGAGCAGGCCAAGAGGGAGCUGCAGGUGCAGAAAGCAGCGGAGGCCUCUCAGGCCCCUCCCUCCUCCAGCGGGACGGGUGGGGGCGGAAGUUCGGACGAGGCGAUCCGCUCGAUCCUGGAGCAGGCGAGGCGGGAGAUGGAGGCCCAGCAGGCGGCUCUGGAGCCCGUCCUGAAGGCCUCCUCUCUGCUAAGCCCCGCCCCCUUGGGAGGCUCCGCCUACUCGCCGCUGGCGCUCUCCCUGAGGCGGCCGCCGCCCUCCUCGCCCUCCCGCCUCCUGGACUUCCGCUCCUCCGCCCUGAAGAAGGGGCGCGCGGACUACCCCGCCCUCGACGGGCCCCCCCGGCCGGCGUCCCGGGGGGGCGGGCCCUGGAGGGAGCCGUGGUGGAGCAGCGUGCACGCCGCCGACCGCCGCGGCACCCUCACGCCAUUGGCUGACGAGUCCCCCAGCCAGGAGGACACCAAGGAGGUACUGUCUCAGGGCAGUGUGUGUGACGUGCUCUCCAGGCCCAGGCCGUGGGGAAAGCUGUCUCAGAAGGCCAGAGAGCCCUACAUCCGCACCCAGCUCUGGCUCAACGGGGACCUGGGUCAGACCGCACAGCCUCUGCAGAGUGCCAACACAGAGGGGACCCCCAAAACCUCGGGCAGCUGCAGCCCCGCCCCGGAGUCCCCCCUGAGCUCGGCCGAGGAGUCCGUGAAGAGCCCGGGGGACCAGACGGCCCCGCCCAGCGACGCCUCCGAAUCGCAGCCCCCCACGCCCCUGCCCCCCACCCUCCCGGGCCACCCCGGCCUCAGCGUGCAGGAGAUGGUCGCCAUGUCGCCCGAGCUCGACACUUACGUCAUCACCAAGAAGGUGAAGGAGGUGCUGACCGACAACAACCUGGGGCAGCGGCUGUUUGGGGAGAGCAUCCUGGGCCUGACGCAGGGCUCGGUGUCGGACCUGCUGGCCCGGCCCAAGCCCUGGCACAAGCUGAGCCUGAAGGGGAGGGAGCCCUUCGUCCGCAUGCAGCUCUGGCUCAAUGACCCGCGCAACGUGGACAAGCUCAUGGACAUGAAGCGCAUGGAGAAGAAAGCGUAUAUGAAGCGUCGGCACAGCUCGGUGAGCGAGAGCCAGCCGGCGGACGGCGGUGUGGGGGGGGCGGAGCCCGGCCUGACGGGCAGCCCCCAGCAGCAUCUGAAGAAGGCGCGCGUGGUCCUGGCCCCGGAGGAGAAGGAGGCCCUCAAACGCGCCUACCUGCAGAAGCCCUACCCCUCCCCCAAAACCAUCGAGGAGCUGGCCAGCCAGCUCCACCUCAAAACCAGCACCGUCAUCAACUGGUUCCACAACUACAGGUCCCGGAUCCGGCGGGAGCUGUUCAUAGAGGAGAUCCAGGCCGGGAUGGGCGGGGCUGCAGGAGAGGGCGCCUCCCCCUCCGCUCGCCUCAGCCGCGUUGCCGACGGCGACAGCUGCGACGGCACCGAAUCGGACAGCACGGUGGAGGGGCGGGGCAGCAGGGGGGUGGUGCCCGAGGAGUACGGGGGCGGAGCCUCGGAGGGCGAGGGUGGGGACCAGAGGGAGGCGAAGGAGGAAGGGGGCGCGGGGACGCAGGACGCGGCUACCUCAGCUCCCAGCAUGCCGUGCGCGGGCAGCAGCCACGCCGGUCCCGCGGGGGGGAGCUUGUUCAGCUUCCCCGAGGCUCGCACCCCCCGGGACAGCAGCCUGCGCAAGAAGAAAGCCGCCAACCUCAACAACAUCAUCCACCGCCUGGAGAAGGCCGCCAGCCGCGACGAGCCCUCCGAGUGGGAGUUCUGACAGCGCCCCCUGGGGGCCGGGAGGACCCCGAGUCUCAGCCCUGACUGCUAACGCUGGGAGCUCACGCCUUGACUUUACCUGAGAGAGAGAGGGGGAGAGAGAGAGAUCAGGUGGAUGGGGGGAGGCCUGGGAGAAGAGGAAAAGACAUUUAAAGGCGCACUUGAGUCUGUUUUUACUGAGAAAAGCACUUAAAGGCCCUGCUGGCCACAGGGUUUCAUGCAGCACCUGCCAGGGGUGGCGAGACGAUGCCUGAGAUUAAUCCGCACACGGUGAUCGUCUCUUCCGCCUGGGGGAAAACCGUCUCAAACAGAAGCAAUUAUUUUAUCACACUUUUUAUUCCUCGUUUUGGUCUGUCCUUCGUCACCUCAAAACUUUUUCUAAAGCAUCGUCUCAGCGAAGUUUUUCACACUGUUGAGCUGUUUCAGCCAUUUUCUUUUUAUCGUGUUUUGUUCUGUGUCCAUGCACGUUUUUCCCUGCUGAAUUACUGUCUGAAGUCCUGGGUGUUUCUCCAGGACGCGGGGUGAACAGAGGAGGUCAUAAACCGCGUACCUGAGCGCGUGCAGAAGGAGUUAGCUGGGCGUGCAGGAGCACCCUGGCCCUGUCCCUGUUCGCAUACUGCCAUCUAAUGGUGGACAAGCGCCACUACACCCUGAACAACUUUGCGGGGAAAUCAGUUUUUUUCUUAAUUCCAAGGAAGAAAAAAAAAAUGCAUUUUUAUAGCAAUUUGGUUGCCAAUAAGAGAUUGCACAGUCUACUGACUCUAAACGCUUCUCAAGUUUGGAUUCCUAGACCCGUACGGAGGGAAAUUUACAAAAAAGUUAUAAAUUAUGAAACAAACAGUUACUGUUUUAAAAAGAAACGAUCACUUCAGUGCACAAUUUUUAAUUUUAUUUUAAGAAAAGGUCAUGUCAGGAAAUGAGGAGUUUGUGGUGGGUGAUUUAGUGUUGACUCGUUAGAGCUCUAGGUGUCUUUGUACCGCUCGUUUAUAUCACAGCUUUAGCGGAUUUGGGCAGAUGUUCAGACCUCAGAUCGUUCUGUUUAACACCAUGUGUAGGCCUCAGAGCAUCAUAUCUAAAAGGCUUCCUUUUCUGGCCAAAAAUUGGGAGGAGGAAGGAGGAGAAAGUAACAGAUAGAAAUCUGUGUGGAUAUUUUUAUGUAAAAAGAGAAGCCUGCUUUUUAAUAACCUUUUAUCUACACAAAAAACACAAUGUUGUGAGAGACCUCAAACGGGCAGGCAGUGUGGCACGCGCUCUGCGUGACGCUCAGCGACACCGUGCUCAGAAAUGCAUUUGAAUUUAAAUUUGCAUCUGUGGAAGGCAGGAGCUGCACAUCUCACUGUAGGCCCUGAACUCCCCCAGUGAAGCUUGGGAACACACAUCUGGAGCAUGAUAGCCAUUGAUGCUCAAUUUGUGUACAAGUGUGUGUAUGUGCAUAUAUACACACGUGCACACACACACUCACUCACUUACACACACACACUCACACACACACACACACACACUCACUCACACACACACACACAUACACAGCCAGAUAAAGUAUGGUAUAUGUGCUCACUGAUACAUUUCUACGUGUAUGUUAUUAGCCUUCGGGCUGUGCACGUCACACAUGCAGGUAACAUCCUGCUCUGUUACCUUGCGUCACCUCAUCCUCAAAGUUUACAUGAGAUAUGUCCACGGAGCGGGAGAUGUGUGUGUGUGCGUGUGUACGGAGGGGGAGAUGUG
This is a messenger RNA of Anguilla anguilla (European eel), 5770 nucleotides long. It is a transcript of the gene cux1b, whose product is annotated as cut-like homeobox 1b. Gene Ontology annotation, biological process: regulation of DNA-templated transcription; intra-Golgi vesicle-mediated transport. The record is from RefSeq and is a predicted model, not a curated record. Gene Ontology annotation, cellular component: Golgi membrane. NCBI's taxonomy places the organism in Eukaryota, Metazoa, Chordata, Actinopteri, Anguilliformes, Anguillidae. Bases 87 to 4046 code for a protein of 1319 amino acids. Gene Ontology annotation, molecular function: DNA binding; DNA-binding transcription factor activity, RNA polymerase II-specific. The transcript has 23 exons.